GGGUCCGGAAGGCCAAUGGGGAGGCGGAGCGGCCGGUAUGAGAUGGCGGCGGGGAGCCGAGGAGCCGCUGAGCGGCGGGGCGGCAGUGAUGCCAUCUGCAGGUUUGUCAUCUGCAAUGACUCCUCCCUCCGUGGACAAACAGUCAUCUUCAACCCUGACUUCUUUGUGGAGAAGUUGCGGCAUGAGAAGCCCGAAGUCUUCACAGAGCUGGUGGUCAGCAGCAUCACCAGGCUCAUCGACCUGCCGGGAGCAGAGUUGGCCCAGCUGAUGGGGGAGGAGGACCCCAAGCUGCCUGGUGGCAUUGGCACAGCCUCUGGAUUCUUUCGGUCCCUAAUGUCUCUGAAGCGUAAAGAUAAAGGGGUGGUGUUUGGCUCCCCGCUGACCGAGGAGGGCAUCGCCCAGGUCUCGCAGCUCAUCGAAUACUUGCACAAGCAUCUGCGAAUGGAGGGCUUGUUUCGAGUGCCAGGGAACAGUCUCAGGCAGCAGAUCCUGAAGGAUGCCCUGAACAGCGGGGCCGAUAUUGACCUGGAAUCGGGCGAGUUUCACUCCAACGAUGUGGCCUCUCUGCUGAAGAUGUUCCUGGGUGAAUUACCUGAGCCCCUGCUGACACACAAGCACUUCCAAGCCCACCUCAAAAUUGCAGGCCUGAUGCAGUUUGAUGACAAGGGGAACAAGACCAGCACGCCGGAUAAGGAGCGGCAGAUUGAAGCCCUGCAGCUGCUCUUCCUGAUCCUCCCCCCGCCCAAUCGCAACCUGCUCAAGCUGCUGCUGGACCUGCUCUACCAAACGGCCAAGAAACAGGACAAGAACAAGAUGUCUGCCCACAACCUGGCUCUCAUGUUUGCACCCCACAUCCUGUGGCCCAGAAAUGUGACAGCAAACGACCUGCAGGAGAAUAUCACAAAGCUGAAUGACAGCGUGGCCUUCAUGAUCAAACACUCGCAGAAACUCUUCAAGGCUCCGGCAUACAUUCGCGAAUGUGCCAGGCUGCACUACCUGGGGUCCCGAGUGCACGCGUCAAAGGACGACCUGGAUUUGCUGACAUCUGCCGGGUCCAAGGAACUCCAGCCCCUGAAGUCUCAGAAGCGGAGCAGGCUGGAUCCGUCCCACCGAGAGGAGACGCAGCAGCACACGGAGGAGGCGCUGAAGGAGCUCUUCCACCACAUCCACAGCAUGCCAGACUCUGCUAAGAAGAAAAAGCUCAUCCGGCAGUUCCAUAAGCAUCCCGGCACUCUCACUCCUGGGCCCGAUGCACCGACACCCCCGGUACAGAGGCGCACCCGCUCCCGCUCCUUCAGCGGCCUCAUUAAGCGGAGGAUGCUGGGGAACCCACUGAUCUUGGAAAGGAAAAGCAGGGACUCCACACCGGAAUCGGAGGGAGCCAGCAAAGAGAACCUCCACCUGUUACAGAGACUGCCUGAUUCUCCAGCAAGUCAUGGCACCCGAGCAAAGCUGAAAUUGUCUGAGGGCAGGAAAGAGGACUCCCGUAAACAUCUGCAGGCCCUUGCGCCUUCCACCAAGGAGCCAACCAUCUGAGCAGCCAGGC
Messenger RNA from Mauremys mutica (yellowpond turtle), 1546 nucleotides. It is a transcript of the gene ARHGAP19, whose product is annotated as Rho GTPase activating protein 19. Gene Ontology annotation, molecular function: GTPase activator activity. The record is from RefSeq and is a predicted model, not a curated record. NCBI's taxonomy places the organism in Eukaryota, Metazoa, Chordata, Testudines, Geoemydidae. The transcript has 12 exons. Gene Ontology annotation, cellular component: cytoplasm. The coding region runs from base 16 to 1536 and encodes 506 amino acids. Gene Ontology annotation, biological process: regulation of small GTPase mediated signal transduction; signal transduction.